AUGACUCAUGCUGGAGUUAACAGUUUAGGAAAGAUUUGGUACUUUAUAGAGGACAAUGUGGAUGUAGAGGUGAUUUAUGAUACUGUACAACAAGUUUCUUUGAAACUGGUGUUUCUAGAUCUUAAUAAAACCUUGGUCAUCACUCUUGUUUAUGCAAAGUGUGAUGAAGGAGAUAGAUUGCAGUUAUGGGAGGACAUUUAUCAUGUAGCAGGUUCCUUUAACUUUCCAUGGUUAGUUGGAGGGGACUUCAAUGUUGUUUUGCAUGAAGAUGACAAAAUAGGUGGGAUUCCUGUUCAGCCUCAAGACUAUGAAGACUUUGCCUUUUGUGUGAAUUCUUGUGAACUUUUGGAAACAGGUUUUAAGGGGAGUCAUUUUACUUGGUGGAAUGGUAGGGGAGGUGUUGAUUGUAUUUUUGAGAGGUUGGAUAGAGUUUCCUUUAAUCAGCAGUUUCAGCAGUGGUUUGCUGACAUAGAAAUAGAACAUUUGGCAAGAAUUGGCUCAGACCAUGCUCCUCUUUUCAUCACUUUGAAGGAGGGUCAGGUACUAAUAAGGCCUUUUAGAUUCUUAAAAUUCUGGACAGACCAUCAAGACUUUCUAUCUGUUGUAAGCAAUAAUUGGGCCUCAGAGGUGAUAGGGAAUCCUUUUAUUUUGUUUAAACAAAAGUUGAAGCAUCUAAAAGGUGUUCUUUCUGCAUGGAGUAAGGAGGUGUAUGGGGAUAUCUUCAAGCAGCUGAUGAUUAGAGAAGAAAUAGUCAGGCUCAAGGAAGCACUGUUUGAGUCUGAUCCUUCUCCUAUAAACAGAAUGGCUUUGGUAACUGAGGAAGAUAAUUCAUCUUUAGUGGCUUUGCCUGACAUAGAAGAAAUUAAAAGUGCAGUUUUUACAAUGAAUGGGGACAGUGCAUGUGGUCCUGAUGGUUUUUCAGGUACUUUCUUCCAAAUCUGUUGGAAUAUAGUAGGGACUGAUGUGUUCAAUAUUGUUAAAGCUUUUUAUGAAGGUUUCACUCUUCCAAAGUCAAUUACAUAUACUAAUCUGGUGUUGCUGUCUAAGAAGAAUGAUGUAGAGACUUAUGCUGAUAUGAGGCCUAUAAGCUUAAGCAACUUUAUUAUUAAAGUUAUCUCAAGAGUUGUGCAUGGAAGACUGGAAUCUGUACUGCCUAAGCUCAUCUCUGCAAACCAAUCAGGUUUUCUGAAGGGAAGAAGUAUAAUUGAGAAUGUUUUGCUUACUCAAGAAAUGAUCACAGAUAUUAGAAAAAGGGGCAGACCUGCUAAUGUGGUAAUUAAACUUGAUAUGGCAAAGGCCUAUGAUAGGGUAUCUUGGUUGUUCUUGAUCAGAGUUCUCAAAAGAAUGUGUUUUGCAGAUGGUUUUGUUGACAUAAUAUGGAGACUGAUUGCUAAUAAUUGGUAUUCAGUGAUGUUGAAUGGCCAGCCAUAUGGUUUCUUUCACUCUACUAGAUGGGUUAAAAAGGGUGACCCUUUAUCACUAUCACCUUUAUCACUAUCAUUGUUUAUACUUGCUGCUGAAAUACUGUCAAGAGCCCUGAAUAGCUUAUUUGAAGAUCCUAUGUUUAGAGGCUAUGGCAUGCCUAAGUGGAGUGUUGAUUUGAAUCACUUGGCAUAUGCUGAUGACACUAUCAUUUUUGCAUCUGCUGACAAGUAUUCACUAGAAUUGAUUAUGGGAGUGUUACAAAGAUAUGAGAUGCAAUCAGGUCGAACAUGA
Lycium ferocissimum is the source of this 1716-nucleotide messenger RNA. RefSeq lists its product as uncharacterized. Lineage: Eukaryota; Viridiplantae; Streptophyta; Magnoliopsida; Solanales; Solanaceae. The transcript is spliced from 2 exons. The coding region runs from base 1 to 1716 and encodes 571 amino acids. The record is from RefSeq and is a predicted model, not a curated record.